Molecule: messenger RNA, 1413 nt
Organism: Effrenium voratum
Lineage: Eukaryota; Dinophyceae; Suessiales; Symbiodiniaceae
Source: the annotation of a GenBank genome assembly
AUGGGGGAUGACUUGUCCAGUGAUCCGAUUGUCAAAGCGCUGCAAAGGAGCACAAUUGCUCAGACAUUGAAGGCGGCCCGAGCCUCGCUCGCCGAGCCUUCUCGUCCAUUCACUCCUUUGGACCGGUCACUUUUCCAGCGCCCCAACGAGGGAAGCGACCCCAGGCCAACGUCCAGCUACGGAGUCGAUCAGCUGGCCUUUGUCCGUGAUACUUUUGGCGGCACAGGCGGACGGCCUGAGUCGGCUCGAUCGAGCAGAUCCUCACGUACAAGACCAGACACUAUUGCAGAGGAAGAGGAUGGCGGACGUGGACCAGACAUUUUGCGCCUAGAUGAUGAGGAGGCAGCAGACAGCAGCGGCAGUGAAGAACUGACUCCUGUUGUAGCUGUGCCGUCACCACCGACAUCGCGCGCUUCCAAGCCUCCACGGCCUCCAGGUAGCUCGGGCUACCCCAGCAUGACGUCUGUAAGGUCUGGUGGAUAUCCUGACCCUGGGGUGGCUGAGCGAUCUCCAAAACGGGGAUCCGCUACUUCGGCAUCUCCUCGGCAACAGUUGGCAGAUGGAUCUCCGAGGCGAAAGGCUUCUCAGUCACCAUCGCCAGGGUCCAGACCUUCAUCUCGUGACAAGUUUCCUCUAGACAUACCUUUGGCUCAUGCUCCUUGUGAGGUGGUGCUUUCCAAGCUGCAGUCACUAUCUGCCUCCAAAGACAAGAGGCCGCAAGCUGAGUUUGGAGAGCUGUGUGAGCGCGUUUCGACGCUCGCCACAGAGAUGAAGGCAGGCAAGAGCCUAGACCUGGCCUUUGCUCCGCAAAUGCUGCGGGAGGUGAUGGGCCUCAUGGAUGCGAAAGACUUGAAGGAUUCAAAGUACGUCUUCAAGUUGGCCAGAUGUGCACUGUCCUUGCUUUCACUAGAGGCUGCGACCAAAGGAGUCCCAAUCUCCGGCGUGCAAGCUGCAUAUCAGAACAUAGCACAGGUCUUGUUCAAGUUCUCGCAGAAGGAAGGCAACGAUGCGCACUUCUUGUCAGAGAAACUGAUAGAGCCGCUCAUUGAGGUGCUCGAGUCAAAUCCUGACCCUUGUGCCUCAACAGAUCUCAAAGUCUACAUUGUGGGCAUUUUGAAGAAUGUGUCCAAUGAUACAGCAAACCAGAAGCACCAGUCGCAUGUUUAUAUGCCCAAUUAUAUGCUUUUGUGUGGUUUUCGAGCCAGGUUCCUGGCCCAACGUGGAGCUGUAACAUCGCUUUUUAAGCUCAUGGAUCCCAAAGUGUUGACCGCCGGAACCUCAACCCGGGUCCAGUCGCUGCGAAGCAAUGCUUGGCAGCAUUGUUGGCAGUACAGCUCCAUUGUUCUACUCACCACUUCCAGUUGCCAGAUUGUGCUGAGGGGCAGCGCGUUCUCGUGUAAGACACAGCGUUGA